Molecule: messenger RNA, 2491 nt
Organism: Cricetulus griseus (Chinese hamster)
Lineage: Eukaryota; Metazoa; Chordata; Mammalia; Rodentia; Cricetidae
Source: RefSeq, a predicted model, not a curated record
UUUUCCGCGCGGUGGCCGUUGCUGGGAUACGCGGCGUCGCGCAGGGCUUUGAGGCCUGGCGCCCAGGCUGUGCUUAUGGGAGCGGAGCUGCUCGUCGGGUCUCCUCAGAGGUUCGUGUUGCGGGGUACCCCCCCCCCGCUUUCGCCCCGGCAAGUGAUUAAAGUGAACAAUGGCCAGUAACCACAAAUCUUCAGGCCCUCGCCCUAUUUCUCGGGGUGGAAUAGGGUUAGCAGGAAGGCCUCCUUCUGGAAUAAGACCCCCAUCUGGAAAUGUUCGAGUGGCAACUGCAAUGCCACCAGCAACAGCAAGACCAGGUUCUCGAGGCGGUCCCUUAGGGACUGGUGGAGUUUUGUCAUCUCAGAUCAAAGUUGCUGAUCGUCCUGUAACCCAACAAGGUUUGAGUGGAAUGAAAACUGGGAUGAAAGGUCCCCAGAGGCAAAUUUUAGACAAAUCUUACUAUCUUGGACUUCUUAGGAGCAAAAUAAGUGAACUUACAACUGAAAUUAAUAAACUUCAGAAAGAAAUAGAAAUGUACAACCAAGAAAAUUCAGUGUAUUUGUCAUAUGAAAAGAGAGCUGAGACAUUAGCUGUUGAAAUUAAAGACUUUCAAGGACAACUAGCAGACUACAACAUGUUGGUAGAUAAACUCAAUACCAAUACUGAAAUGGAAGAAGUAAUGAAUGACUACAACAUGCUUAAAGCUCAAAAUGAUCGAGAAACACAGAGUAUGGAUGUCAUAUUUACUGAAAGACAAGCGAAGGAAAAACAAAUCAGAAGUGUAGAAGAAGAAGUUGAACAAGAAAAGCAAGCAGCAGAUGGCAUUAUCAAAAAUAUGUCUCCUGAAAAACAAGUCAAGUACAUAGAAAUGAAAACCACAAAUGAGAAACUGUUGCAGGAAUUAGACGCACUUCAGCAACAAUUAGAUUCAUUGAACAUAAAAAAGGAGAGCCUAGAAACCGAAAUAGCACACUCCCAGGUAAAGCAAGAGGCUGUAUUGCUGCAUGAAAAACUUUAUGAGUUAGAGUCCCAUCGAGAUCAAAUGAUUGCAGAAGACAAAAGCAUGGGAUCGCCAAUGGAGGAGAGGGAGAGAUUGCUUAAGCAGGUUAAAGAAGAUAAUCAGGAAAUAGCCAGCAUGGAGAGACAGUUAACAGAUAUAAAGGAAAAAAUAAAUCAGUUUAGUGAAGAAAUUAGACAACUUGACAUGGAUUUAGAGGAGCACCAAGGUGAAAUGAAUCAAAAAUACAAGGAGCUUAAAAAACGGGAGGAAAAUAUGGAUGCUUUUAUAGAGACUUUUGAGGAAACAAAGAAUCAGGAACUGGAACGGAAGGCACAGAUAGAAGCCAACAUUGUCGCCCUGUUAGAGCAUUGCAGUCGGAAUAUAAAUCGUAUGAAACAGAUAUCCUCCAUCACCAACCAAGAGCUAAAGAUGAUGCAGGAUGACCUCAGCUUUAAAUCAACUGAAAUGCAGAAGUCACAGACAACAGCCAGGAAUUUGACCUCAGACAGUCAGCGUCUGCAGCUGGAUCUACAGAAAAUGGAACUUUUGGAAAGUAAGAUGACAGAGGAACAGCAGUCUCUGAAAAACAAAAUUAAGCAAAUGACUGCUGACCUGGAGACAUACAGUGACCUGGCAGCUUUAAAAUCGUCUGCCGAAGAAAAGAAGAAGAAAUUGCAUCAAGAAAGAACAGUGUUAUCAACCUACAGAAAUGCCUUUAAGAAAACAAUGGAGAAGCUGACAACAGAUUAUGAGGCACUGAAAACACAACUGCAAGAGAAUGAGACACAUGCUCAGCUUACAAAUUUGGAGAGAAAGUGGCAGCACCUCGAGCAAAAUAAUUUUGUGAUGAAAGAGUGUAUCCUUUAAACUGGCUUAAUAUGUCCUUACAAAUACUUGAUGGUACUUAUAUCUUAUCAUUACUGUUGUUCCAUCUAAGAGGCAGCAUUUGCUGAGGCCAUGCAUUGUGAAGUCACAAAAAAAGUGUCUCUCCAGAAUUUGUUUCCUGUUCCCUUUGACUUAUUCUAGGGUAUCUGUUCUCAGAACAAAAUCAGAACAAAAAACAGAACCACUGACUCAGUGGUCCCAUAGGUACUCUUUUAGGGUGUUACCAAACUUCACCUUAGGGGCAGCAAACACCUUAGCUUACUUCCAGUUAGGAUGCCAUAGAAACUCUAUUCAUACUAUUUCAAGCAACUCAGCUUCAAAGGCAGACUUUGGUCUUCAUGGGAUUUUUAAAAGUCCAGCAUUCCAGCUUUAUGCAACAUAAAUCCAUAUGACUCUGAAACAGUGAAGUCUAAAGAGACUUGCCUGAAAUUCUGUGUGACAUUACAGAGAAUAGAGUUUUUCCAAAUGCUCGAUUGUUCUGAGAGUAGAACUAGAUUGGGCCACCUGACAUUAAAAAAUCAAAAGUGUUUAUACUGUAAGCAAAUUUUUUGAAAGAAAUUUUAUUUGGCCUUUUUGUUUCAACUUACGCUUUGUUAAAAUAAGAUUCUA